Menidia menidia (Atlantic silverside) is the source of this 9984-nucleotide messenger RNA. NCBI's taxonomy places the organism in Eukaryota, Metazoa, Chordata, Actinopteri, Atheriniformes, Atherinopsidae. The record is from the annotation of a GenBank genome assembly.
AUGGAGCGACUCGACUCACCAUCAGUGGAGACGGUAAGAGGUUUUGCUCAGGAGCGUCAGUUCCAGCUCAACCCUCAGGACGACCUGUUUGGGAACCGUGUGACCCUGGUGUCGGACGCCAUGUCGCCCUGUGAAGUCCAGACGGUGUCUGACAGCAGGAUCACCUGUCUGACGCCCGUGCCGCCCGCCGACCACCUGGGCCUGUAUCCAGGCGGCAGAGGCCUGAAGAUGGAGGUGUGGAACGACACAGUGUCCCACACCCUGAGCGACAUCUGGACCUACACGGACAACAGCACCGGCUACUGGUGGCACUGGCUGGACUCGCUGCCCCACCGCUUCCCCCUGGAGUUCGACCGCUUCAGCACCAGGACGUCCGGCUUCCUGGUGCCGCCGGCCACCGGGAACUUCACCAUCUACCUGCACUGUGACGACAAGUGUGAGCUGUACAUGAGCAACUCCAGCCGGCCGGAGCACAAGGCCAGGGUGGCCUUCCAGCCCUACUACGUGGGCAGCCACGGCCAGCUGGACUCCCAGAAGUCCCAAGUGAUGCAUCUGCAGGGCGGCUCAGCCUACUACCUGGAGCUGCUGCAGAUGGAGUACCGUGGCCAUGCGCACAUCGACCUGGGCCUGUUCCAGGAGCAGAGCCCCUUCACCCGGGAGCAGACCCUCGACGCCCUCAACGAGGUGCAGCACAUCAUGGCCGACUACCAGGCGUCUGACGAGGAGCAGGUGCUGACUUUCGACUCGUGGAGUCCCGCCGCCGCCGUCAGAGAGGUGCAGCGGCUGAGCGUCAGCUGCCUGGGCGCCCUCUGUGGAAGCGCCUCCUUCAGCCUCAGCUAUGGAGACGCCACAACCGGGGACUUCGGACCUCUGGGCUAUGAGGUCUUUGGCCUGGACGCCAACAUCUCUGUGGCAGAAAUCACUAAAGGGCGAAGCAGCAUGGAGACAUUUACCCUGCUGUGGGGGGGGGUUCCCACAAAGCCCAUAGCCUUCAACGCCACUGAAUCUGAGUACGGAGGUGUCUGUGUCCCAGGUCUGUCGGUGGACAUCGGGGAGGAGGACCUGCAGUUCGCUCUGGAGGGCAUCGCCGGCAUGGGCCAGCUCAAGGUGUGCUCCGGGGACUGCAGCUUCAGCUGGUCGGAGGAGCUGACUCCAGUCGUGACUGGAAUCAGCCCGUCUCAAGGUUCACACGGCCUCGGGACGCUUCUGACCAUCACUGGAACCGGCUUCAGGAACGAAAACGCUACGAUCUUGGUGGGAAAUGCCAGUUGUCGGGUUGAACAGGUCACAGCCGGCUCUCAGGUGUGCAGACUGGGCCCCUCCAGCGCCGGCUCCUUCCCGGUCUGGGUCAGCUUCCCCUCUGUGGGCGCCGCCCGGCACGCCGGCGGACUCCCGCUCCUCUUCACCUACCAGCUGGGCGUGUCCUCCGUCUCCCCGCCGUCCGGCAGUCUGGCAGGCGGCACCCUGCUGACGCUGAGGGGCUUCAGCUUCGGGCCGGACGCCACCGUGACCGUCGGCGGCGCCGAGUGCGCACUGGUCCAGUCGGCCGACUCUGAGCUGAAGUGCAGGACGCCAGCGGGGCCGGCGGGGGCCCAGCCGGUGGUGGUGAGGCUGGGGAACUGGAGCCAGACGGCCAGCAGCAGCUUCACCUACGACGGCGCCCUCACACCAAAGAUCUCCAGCCUGAGCCCUCAGAGCACCACAGUGAUCGGACGACGGGUCCUCAGCAUCCAGGGCUCAGAGCUGGGAGGGCAGGACAAUGGCAGCAUGGUGCUGGUGGGGGGGCGGGAGUGCCCCCCCCUAAUGUGGACCAACACCUCCAUCAGCUGCCUGCUGCCUGUGCUGCAGCCCGGCCUGCACAGGGUGGAGGUCCAGGUGGGAGCCAGAGGCUUCCCCCAGCUGAGCUGUGACGUGGUGGCUGCCUCUGAGGAGGAGCUGCUGUGCGUCGUCCCUCAUGGACCGGGGUUUGCAUGGAGUCCGGCCUCCCUCACAGUCUUCGUAGGCGACACGGUGGUGUGGCGAUGGGAGGCUCCGGCCUUUCAGCCAGUCGGGUACCGCGUCUUUAGCGUUUCCAGCCCGAGCGGCUCCACUUAUGAAGGCGGACCGAUCAACAGCGGAGAAGACAAGACGGCCAAAGGGUCCUUCAGCUACCGCUUCACUGUGCCGGGGGCGUACUACUACAGCAGCGGGCCCGUGGACGCCGCUGGCGUCCGGCGGCUGCAGGGCGUGGUCAAAGUCAGGGGCCGAGAGGACAAAACCAGCCCAGUGACCGUCAGGGUGGGCGGCGUGAAGGCCAGGCAUGCGCCGGCAGGCUCUCGCCGGGUCUCCAGAGAGGCCCCCCAGUGUGAGGCGUCCCCUCAGUGCCAGCAGAGCAACAGCUCAGAGGGGCUCAGCUUCAGCGCCUCCAGCUGCUCCACCCCCACCGUCACCUCCAUCUCCCCCAACCAGGGCUCCUACCACCAGGUCAUCACCAUCCAGGGCCGCGGCUUCAGCCCCACCGCGUGCGCCAAUGAGGUGACCAUCGGGGGGGCGUCCUGCCGGGUUCUCAGCAGCUCCGAGUCGGACAUCAGCUGCCAGCUGCCCGCCGACUCCGGCCUCCCGGUGGGCGCCGCCCUCCCCGUGGCGGUCAGCGUCCGCGGCCUGGGCGGCGCCCUGGUUGCCGUGGCGUCCGAGCCCCUGCGCCGCUUCGCCCUGCUGCCGGUGGUGGACUCGGUGGCGCCCGCCGUGGGCAGCCCCACCGGCGGCGCCCGGCUGCUGCUGCGGGGGUCCGGGUUCUCGGAGGAGGGGGCGGUAACGGCGGCCGGCGAGCCGUGCGGCGUGCUGCGGCUCAACUACACGCACGUGGAGUGCGCCGCCGCGCCGUCCCGGCCGAACGCCGCCGGCGCCGUGCUCUUCCGGGCCGGGCGCCUCCAGAGCUCCUGCUCUGCCAACUGCUCCUUCCUGUACUCGCCGGACGCCACUCCCUUGGUCAGCGGCGUUUCCCCGGACAACGUGGACGGCCCGACCGUGGUGACCAUCUCGGGCGCCGGAUUCGGCGCCGCCGAGGGGGGCGUGGCCGUGUUUGCGGGCGCCGCCCAGCUGGAGGUGGCGUCCGUAACCGACGGCAACAUCACGGCCAGAGUGGGCGCCCUGCCCGCCGGCGCCCACCCGCUCGCCGUGCUGGUGAGGAGCAGGGGCCUGGCGGCGGGGGGCGCCACCCUGACCAGCCGGGCCCGGGCCGCCCUGAGCCCCCCCGCCGGCAGCCUGGCGGGGGGCACGCCGCUGGUCGUCAGGGGCAACGGCUUUGCUCCUGGGAACACCAGCGUGGCGCUGGGGGGGGCGGCAUGCCGCCUGCAGGAGGUGACCCCCGGCCUGCUGCGCUGCCUCAGCCCCCCCCACGCCGAGGGCCAGGUGGACCUGACCAUCCGGGUCCUGGACGUGGAGUUUCCCCCUCUGAGCUUCAACUACUCUGCAGCCCUGACGCCCAACGUCAGCUCCAUCAGCCCCCCCAGCGGCAGUGACAGGUCUCCUCCAUCAGGGCCCAGCGGGUCCAUCAUCACGCUGACCGGCUCGGGCUUCGGCGCCGACCCCCAGCUCCUCUCCGUCACCAUUAACCACGUCCCCUGCAACCUGACGGCCGUCUCCGACUCGCAGCUCCAGUGCACCGCCGGCAGCAACCCGGGGGGCACCUACCCGGUGGUCCUGCACCACGGGGUCAAAGGUCACGCCCUGUCAGAGGUCUCGUUCACAUACGAGCUGACGCUGAGCGGCGUGCAGCCCACCGAGGGCAGCUUUGGCGGCGGCGCUCUGCUGACCCUUCAGGGCUCCGGGUUCGACCCCCACAGCUCCCGGGUGCUGAUCUGCGGGGAGGAGUGUGACGUCCUGAGGGAAAAGUCUACAUCCACCCGUCUGUACUGCCAGAGUCCAGCCAACAACGGCUCCCAGUCGGAGGUCAGCUGCCCCGUUUCUGUGGUCAACCCGCUGGAUGCUGCCAACAUGUCGGGUGGCUUCACCUACAAGUCUGAGCUGACCCCGGUGAUCCGGGAGGUGUCUCCUCGCCGGGGGGGAACGGCCGGCGGCACCCGGCUCACCAUCGCCGGCUCCGGGUUCAGCUCCGACCUGAGUGAGGUCAGCGUGUCCAUCGCCGGUUCGGUGUGUGACGUCCAGUCCUCCAACCUCACGCACAUCGUCUGCCUGACCGGCGCCCAGAACCGCUCGCAGGAAGCCACAGUCCGAGUCGCCAUCGGCAACCGCGGCGUGGCCCAGCAGGGUGGCGCAGACUUCUUCUACAUCGACGUGUGGUCAUCCAGGUUCACCUGGGGGGGUCUGUCCCCCCCCGAGAGGGGCUCGUUUGUGGUCAUCACCAAAGGUCAGACCAUCCUGCUGGACGCCAGCACCCCUGUGCUCAAGAUGCUCCUGAUCCAAGGGGGGACGCUGGUGUUCGACGAGGCCGACCUGGAGCUGCAGGCGGAAAACAUCCUGAUCACAGACGGCGGGCGGCUGCAGGUGGGCCAGGAGGGGGCGCCCUUCCAGCACAAAGCCGUCAUCACGCUGCACGGAAACCUGCGCUCACCUGAACUCCCCGUUUAUGGAACCAAGACGCUGGCGGUCAGAGAGGGACAGCUGGACCUGCAUGGGCUCCCCGUCCCGGUGACCUGGACCCAUUUGGCCCAGACGGCGCCGGCCGGCUCCGACAGGCUGACCCUGAUGAUGGAGGUCACCUGGAAACCUGGAGACCAGAUCGUGAUCGCUUCCACCGGCCAUCGGCACAGUCAGAGAGAGAACGAGGUGCGGAGCAUCAGCUCGGUGUCGGCCGAUGGGAGGACCCUCACCCUGACCGAGCCGCUCAGCCAUGCCCACCUGGGGGUGGCCGUCACACUGCCUGACGGCACCGUCUUCCAGGCCCGGGCCGAGGUGGGCCUGCUCACCAGGAACAUCGUGGUCCGGGGCUCCCAGCAGCAGGACUGGAACGAGCAGAUCCAGGCCUGCCCAGACGGCUUUGACACAGGGGAGUUUGCCACCCAGACCUGCUUCCAGGGCCGCUUCGGGGAGGAAGCGGGCAGCGACCAGUUUGGGGGCUGCAUCAUGUUCCACGCCCCCCGGCCGGGUCAGAACCUGGCAGUGGGCCGGCUGGAGUACGUGGAGGUGUCCCACGCGGGCCAGGCCUUCCGGCUGGGCCGGUACCCCAUCCACUGGCACCUGAUGGGCGACAUCGGCUUCCAGUCGUACGUGCGCGGCUGCUCCAUCCACCGGACCUUCAACCGGGCCGUGACCAUCCACAACACGCACCGGCUGCUGGUGGAGCACAACGUGGUCUACGACGUCAUGGGCGGCGCCUUCUUCAUCGAGGACGGCGUGGAGACCCAGAACGUCCUGCAGUACAACCUGGCCGUGCUGGUCAAGCAGAGCACCAGCCUGCUGAACGACGACGUCACGCCGGCCGCCUUCUGGGUCACCAACCCCGACAACGUGCUGCGGCACAACGCCGCCGCCGGCGGCUCGCACUUCGGCUUCUGGUACCGCAUGCACGAGCACCCCGACGGCCCGUCCUACGACCCCAACGUCUGCCAGAAGCGGGUGCCGCUGGGCGAGUUCUCCAACAACACCGUGCACUCGCAGGGCUGGUUUGGCCUCUGGAUCUUCCAGGACUUUUUCCCCAUGCGUGGCGGCGGCUGCCGGUCGAGGACGCCGGCGCCCGCCGUCUUCCGCUCGCUCACCGCCUGGAACUGCGAGAAGGGCGCCGAAUGGGUCAACGUGGGCGCCGUGCAGUUCAGCGGCUUCCUCAUGGUCAACAACGAGAAAGCCGGCGUGGAGGCCAAGCGCAUCUUCCAAUGGGCCGUGAGCGGCUUCGGCGAGGACGGCGGCGCCACCGUGACCAACAGCACAAUGGUGGGCCACCUGGACGAGCUGGGCCUGGGCGCCCAGCAGUGCACGCAUCGCGGCGUUAUCGCGCCGCUCGAUGACGGCAUGAGCGUCCUGGACACCAAGUUCAUCAACUUCAACCGCAACAGCUGCGCCGCCGUGGGCGUGGCCAAGAUCGACGGCACCUGCGUGGACCGCUGCGGCGGCUGGGCGGUCCGGUUCUCCGGGGUCCAGUUCCUGAACGCCCCCAACAAGGCCGGCUUCAGGUGGGAGCACGAGGUCCAGCUGGUGGACACGGACGGCUCCCUCACUGGCAAUGCUAACCACAAAGUGGUGCCCAUGAGCAGCCUGCUGGACCCUGCUCGCUGUUCCCAGGAGGCCCAGUGGAGCGUGGGCUUCCCCGGCGCUGUGUGCGACCACACCGUCGAGUUCCACCGACUGGCCUUCAACAACCCCACGCCGACCUCUCUGAAAGCCAAAGACGCCAUCUUUACCAACUCACAUGGAACCAGCGUGGUCCCGUUCCUGAAGAAGAGGAUGACUCAUAAGUAUGGCUGGAUGGCGCUGCUGCCCUCGGGGCAGACAUACAACUGGUACUUUGACAAUGUGGACCAAAUCACCAACAUUACCUACAACGCCAGGUUCUAUGGUUUCAAGAGAGAUGUCUUGUGUCCAAACGCAGGGCGCUGGGUGGUGCUGGACGCCGACACGCCUCCCCUCAACAAGCUGACCAUCGUUGGAGUCCUGGAGAUCCCCGACACCAUGAACCAGUCCAGCAGGACGGCCCGGUCCACUCCCCAGUACAGAACCACGGUGGUGGAUGCCGUCUACAUCUCCAUCCAGGACGAGCCCUUCAGAGGUCAGCUGCUCAUCAAACUGAGGGGAAACCACAACACUCCUGACUGGCCGCUGCCAAAUGGACCCAACCAGGGCUCCAAGGUCCUGGGGGUGUUCGGCUCGCUGGAGCUGUUCGGCCUGCCCCGUGACGUUUACCACACAAAGCUGGCCGCCACCGCCGCCGCCGGCUCCACCAGGCUGACGCUGGCAAAGCCCGUCGACUGGCAGGCUGGGGACGAGAUCGCCGUGUCCACCAGCAGCUACGACGCCGGCGAGACGGAGAAGCAUCAAAUCAGCGCCGUGUCGGCAGACGGCCGCGUCCUGACCCUGAGCCGGCCUUUGAGCCACACCCACAUCGGUGACACCCACUCGGUGGCGGGCACCUCCUUCUCCUACACGCUGGCGGCCGACGUCGGGCUCCUGACCAGGAACAUCAAAGUGGAGGGGGCUGAGUACCCCGACAUGCUGGCCGAGUCGUUCGGGGCCCGGCUGCUGGUGGGGGCUUUCUCCAGCUCUGGGAUAGACUUCAGAGGCAAAGCUCAGAUCAGGAACGUGGAGUUCUUCCACUCUGGUCAGGAGGGCUGGACCGACUCCUUCGACCCGCGCUACUCUGUGGCCUUCCUGGACCUGGGACAGGUGCCUGCAGGCGAGUCUGACAUCCAGGGCUGCGCUUUCCACGACGGCUUCUCUCCAGCCAUCGGCGUCUUCGGGACGGAGGGGCUGCACAUCUCUGACAACGUGGUCCACCACACUGUGGGGGAAGGCAUCAGGAUCCGGGGCAGCAGGACAACGCUAACCAGGAACCUGGUGAUGAUGAGCCUGUGGCCGGGAUCCUACCAGGACAGAGAGGAGCCCUUUAACUUCGACUGGAACGCCGCCAUCGAGGUGAUCGAGGCCACCGGCGUGGUGCUGCAGCACAACAUCGUGGCUGGCUUCCAGCGGGUGGCCUAUCGCGUGGACGGGGAGCCCUGUCCUGGGUCUUCUGGCGCCAGUGAUGGCGGCGAGGCCUGGGUCCACAACGAGGCGCAUGGCGGCCUGUACGGCGUCUACCUCAACGGGGACGGCUUGCCCGGAUGCAGCCUCAUCCAGGGCUUCUUCGUCUGGAGGAGCUUCGACUACGGCAUCUACUUCCAGGUCUCCAUGAGCGUGGUCAUCUCCAACGUCACCCUGGUGGAGAACGGGAUGGGCGUCAUGCCCCUGGUCUACGGCCCCCCCUCGCUGUCCCACGCCCUGGCUGAUAAGACGGUCCUGGUCCAGGACUCCUGGAUCGUGGGCAGCAGCCCCAGCUUUAACUGCUCGGACACUUUGAGCUCUGACGACUUCAACGUGGAGACCACCUCCUCCCACCGAGCCCCCAGGCCCCCAUCAGGAGGCAGAUCAGGAAUCUGCUGGCCCACCUUUCAGUCGGCACACAACACGGCUCCAGCCAAGCCGCAUCACCUGAACAUGAACUAUAACGCCAUCAAAGGCCUAAUGAGGGUCACAGACACCACAUUUGUCCAUUUUGGCGACGUCUGCUCUGGUGAAACCGACUUCAUGUUCAUGACCAACCCGCUGAACGAGGACCUGCAGCACCCGGUUGAGGUGUCGGCCAUAAGGACGCUGCACAGCAGCGAGCAGGCCAAAUGCGACGCCAAGAAGAAGACGAUGCUGAAGGACCUGGACGGCUCGUUCCUGGGGGCCCAGGGUGCCGUGGUGCCCCAGUCGGAGUUUGAAUGGGGGGGAGACCCUCGAAGGGGGCUGGGCGACUAUCGCAUCCCCAAAGUGAUGCUGACCGCCCUGAACGGCAGCAGGAUCCCCGUGGAGCACAUCGCCCCCCACAAAGGCGUGAUCAGGAAAAACUGCACUUACGUGGACUCCUGGCAGAGCUACCGGUGCUUCGGGCUGGACUACAGGAUGGUGGUGGUGGAGAGUCUGGACUCGGACACGGAGACCCGACGCCUGUCGCCGGUCGCCGUGCUGGGCGGCGGCUUUGUGGACCUGAUCAACGGACCUCAGGACCAUGGCUGGUGUGCCGGCUACACCUGCCAGAAGCGGGUGUCUCUGUUCCACGCCAUCAUGGCCGCCGGCCACGCCUUCGACGUUUAUUUCACCAGCGUCAGCCCGCAGAAGCUCCGCCUCCUGAUGCUGAACUCUGACCCCUCUGAGAGCGUCCUGGUGUCGGUCUUCUACUCGAACCCCCAGCGGCUGGAUGUGUACGUCAACAACAAGCUAGUGGCUCCAACCAACGCCAACUGGAACGCCGACAGGACAGACUACACCCUGAUGGAGCCGACGUCCGCUGACGAAUUCGUUCCUAAGAUGAACGCAACUUUGGGCGCCAACUACUUUGACCGAGACUACAAGAUGCAGAGGGUCCUGCUGAGGGGCUCCACGCCGGUGGAGAUCCGGACCUCCCCGGUUCUGGUGCUGGCCUUCGACAUGCCCGCCAUGACCGAGGAGGAGUUCUUUGGGGAGAACCUGGUCCAGAACCUAGCCCUGUUCCUCAAGGUUCCCCCCAGCAUGAUCCGCAUCAGCAAGGUGGUGCGUGAGGACGGCGGGCGGCGCCGCAGGAGGAGGUCCACGGGCCUGACGGUGCAGGUGGAGAUCCAGAAGCCCCCCGAGCAGGAGAGCACCAACAGCACCAACGACGGGGACUUUGAGCUGCUGCAGAGGCUGGCUGAUGACCUGGGUCAGGCUGCCGUCUCUGGCAACCUGAGCCAGUCCAUCGGCUUCAACGUGUCCUCGCUGGGCGUGAUUACGCCGCCCCCCCCGUCCUCUGACCCCAGCUGGAAGGAGGUGGCGUCGGGUGAGGCCAGUAGGGAGGAUCCCAGCAGCAGCCGGCUGUCCAGUGUGGCCGCGCUGCUGCUGGUGGUGGAGCCGCUGGCCGGCCAGACGGUGGGGCCUCUGCUGCAGCAGCCCAGCCUGAUGGCUGUGGACCAGCAGGGCAACUGCGUCUCCGUGGGCGUGACCACCCUCACCGCCACGGCGACCCUGGAGGACGCCAGCGGGGACCCGGCCGGCGGCCUGGGGGGCAACGCCACCAUCCGCCUGGAGAGUUGGGCCGCCCGCUCCGCCCCCUUCUCAGUUAGCCCCGCCCCCACCACGCUGGCCCCGCCCCCCAGCACCACCGAGGACGGCAGCAUCUUCAGCUCCAGCCCCGCGCUGGCGGCCGGAGGCCUGUGCCUGCUCAGCGUCAUCUACGAGCCGCUGUGGACGCCUGCAUCUGAACCCGGGUGCGAGCGUUCCCGGCUCCUGGACGGCGUCCUGGACGGCGUCCUGGACGGCGUCCUGGUGGGUUUUCAGUCGGGGCUCACGGGGGAGUAG